Molecule: messenger RNA, 1703 nt
Organism: Capsicum annuum
Lineage: Eukaryota; Viridiplantae; Streptophyta; Magnoliopsida; Solanales; Solanaceae
Product: polycomb group protein FERTILIZATION-INDEPENDENT ENDOSPERM
Exons: 13
Coding region: 279-1406 (375 amino acids)
Biological process (GO): negative regulation of transcription by RNA polymerase II
Cellular component (GO): ESC/E(Z) complex
Molecular function (GO): nucleosome binding; protein binding
Source: RefSeq, a predicted model, not a curated record
AAACACAUAUUACUUUUCUAACAUAACUAGCUAAACACUUCUCAAAAUAAGUGAUUGUGAAACUCCAAUCAACCAAUUCACAACAAAGUACAAGUAAAAAAUUUAUUUCACACAUAAUUUUGAGGAAAAAGUAAAGAAAAAGGAAAAAUGAAAAGGGUAUAAUGGCAAAAAAGAGUUAAGACAAUGAUAGGUUAUUACUACCUCGGACAACGAGCCGACAAAUAUGUUCAGUGUUUCACUACUCUAAAAUCAGUUGUCAGAGUUAUAGCAGCAAAAAAAUGGCGGCGAAAGUACCUGUAGGAUGUGAACCAGUUGUUGGCUCUUUAACGCCGUCAAAGAAAAAGGAAUAUAGAGUGACUAACAGAUUGCAAGAAGGCAAACGGCCGUUAUACGCCGUUGUGUUCAACUUCAUUGAUUCACGUUACUUCAAUGUUUUUGCUACUGUUGGUGGGAAUCGGGUUACUGUAUAUCAGUGUCUCGAAGGUGGUGUUAUUGCUGUGCUGCAGUCUUAUAUUGAUGAAGAUAAAGAUGAAUCCUUUUACACUGUAAGUUGGGCAUGCAAUCUUGAUGGGAGUCCAUUCUUAGUGGCUGGCGGAAUAAAUGGAGUUCUCCGUGUUAUUGAUUCUGGCUCAGAGAAGCUACACCAGAGCUUUGUGGGGCACGGAGACUCGAUAAAUGAAGUCAGGACUCAACCCUUGAAACCAUCUCUUGUAGUAUCUGCCAGCAAAGAUGAAUCUGUUCGCUUGUGGAAUGUUCAUACUGGAAUAUGCAUUAUGAUAUUUGCUGGUGCUGGAGGUCAUAGGAAUGAAGUACUCAGUGUGGACUUCCAUCCUUCUGAUAUACAUCGCAUUGCUAGCUGUGGAAUGGAUAACACUGUUAAAAUUUGGUCAACGAAAGAAUUCUGGUCAUAUGUGGAGCAAUCAUUUACUUGGAUGGAUCUUCCUUCCAAGUUUCCCACAAAAUAUGUACAGUUUCCGCUGUUCAUAGCUUCUGUCCAUACCAAUUACGUUGACUGUAACAGAUGGCUUGGUGAUUUUGUCUUGUCCAAGAGUGUUGACAAUGAAAUUCUAUUAUGGGAACCAAAGAUGAAAGAAAACUCUCCCGGAGAGGGCACCGUUGACAUCCUCCAAAAGUAUCCUGUCCCGGAGUGUGAUAUAUGGUUCAUCAAGUUUUCAUGUGAUUUUCACUACAAAACCGCAGCUAUAGGAAAUCGAGAAGGCAAGAUCUUUGUCUGGGAACUACUAACAAGCCCGCCAACUUUGAUUGCAAGGCUAUCUCAUGUUCAAUCCAAGUUACCGAUUAGACAAACUGCCAUGUCUUUUGACGGAAGCACCAUACUUAGCUGCUGUGAAGAUGGGACGAUAUGGCGCUGGGAUGUGGUAGCAACAAAUUCUGCAACUUCUUGAGUUGGAAUACAUUAUGAAGGAUCCAAAAUAUAUCUAAACUUGCAAAAACAAUUGCCAAAUUCUCCUUUUUUAAGUUUUUUCUGACCUCUUUCUUGUGAGACUAACUUGAUGUGCCAGUGAAUUAAACUUUUACUUUUAGUGGUGGACAUUAUAGGAGGAUAUAGAGGUCGAUGAUCAAGGAAGAAGGUUAAUAUGUAGUCUAACGUGUCUAGUUUUCUUUAUUAGUACUAUUAUUAUGACUCCUCUGUCUUCUUCGUCAGUUUUUAUUAUCUGAUGAUUUCUUUGCUUGGGUUAUCG